Metarhizium album ARSEF 1941 is the source of this 2886-nucleotide messenger RNA. RefSeq names its product leucyl-tRNA synthetase. NCBI's taxonomy places the organism in Eukaryota, Fungi, Ascomycota, Sordariomycetes, Hypocreales, Clavicipitaceae. Bases 1 to 2886 code for a protein of 961 amino acids. The transcript is spliced from 2 exons. The record is from RefSeq and is a predicted model, not a curated record. Gene Ontology annotation, molecular function: leucine-tRNA ligase activity; aminoacyl-tRNA deacylase activity; ATP binding. Gene Ontology annotation, biological process: leucyl-tRNA aminoacylation; mitochondrial translation. Gene Ontology annotation, cellular component: mitochondrion.
AUGCAGCUGGUCUACGUAAAGCAGAUAGGCUGCAGGAGGGCCAACCCGGCUCUCGUGCUCGCCUCUCGCUGGCGAGCCGGUGUAUGCAGACCGAGAUUAAUACGGUUGCAUGGGCCAGCACCUCCCUCGCCUCCGAGGUGGUACGCUGUCGACCUCAACUCGUUAGACAGCAAAUGGAGGAAAAAAUGGAAGGAAGCCCAUGAGGCCGGCAUCAAGCAACCAAGCAGCCCAAACGGCGGCCGUCGCAAGACCAACUACGUCUUGCCCAUGUUCCCAUAUCCCUCGGGCAGCCUGCAUCUAGGCCACCUGCGAGUGUACACCAUUGCCGACGUCGUUGCCAGGUACCACAGAUUGAAAGGACAUGAUGUUCUCCUGCCAAUGGGCUGGGAUGCUUUCGGACUUCCGGCCGAGAAUGCGGCAUUUGAACAAGGAAUAGACCCUGCGGUGUGGACGCGAAGCAACAUCGAGAAAAUGAAGGAGCAGCUUGGCCUCAUGAAUGGUAGCUGGGACUGGAGUCGCGAAUUGACGACCUGCGAACCCGAAUUUUACAAGCACACACAGAAGCUCUUCCUCAUGCUGCUCGAACGAGGACUCGCCUACCAGGCCGAGGCCGAAGUCAACUACGAUCCCGUGGACAAGACUGUGCUGGCGAAUGAGCAAGUCGACGCAAAAGGAUGCUCUUGGAGGUCAGGGGCCAAGGUGGAAAAGCGUAAGCUAAAGCAAUGGUUUCUCCGCACGUCCGAGUAUCGCGACGCUCUAUUGCGAGAUUUGGAUAAACUCGCCAAGAACAAUUCUUGGCCUGAACGCGUCAUCUCGCAGCAGAAGAAUUGGCUAGGAAAGUCAGCCGGCGCCUUGAUCAAGUUCCCAGUCAUGGUCACGGGCCGUCCCAACGUUGGCAACGCCAUCGAGGUCUUCACUACUCGACCAGACACACUUUUUGGCGUUCAGUACGUUGCUCUCGCAGCUUCUCAUCCAGUUGUCGCCAGACUAGCAAAGACAGACUCCGAGUUACAAGCCUUUUUGGACACCCUACCUGGGCUACCCCCAGACUCGAAAGUCGGCUACCUUUUGCCGCAUCUGCGAGCUAUCAACCCUCUUGCUUAUCACGACGAAACCCCCGACGCCACCAAGGCUUCUCUGCCAAUCUACGUUGCCCCGUAUGUGCUUGGAGACUAUGGCGAAGGCGCCAUUAUGGGUGUUCCCGGCCACGAUUGGCGGGACCAUUCAUUCUGGAAAACACACCAAGAGAACCAACCAGUACGUAUUGUUCUUGCAGCGUCAGAGGACGAAAGCACGACGGCUCUGCCCUUGAGCGAGCCGUACCUCGAGCAUGGCAUUAUGACGCAGCACAGUGGCGCUUUUAAGGGAAAGCACUCAGUGGAGGCUGGACAGGUCUUGGUUCGUAUGCUCGAGGCCGCUGGUCUUGCAAGGGCAGUUGAGACAUGGCGCCUGCGAGACUGGCUCAUUAGCCGGCAACGAUACUGGGGUGCCCCUAUCCCCGUUAUUCAUUGUGCUUCCUGCGGCGCAGUUCCGGUCCCAGACGAGGACUUGCCAGUCAAGCUACCCAAUGUUGAAAAACAUUGGUCAAGAGGGAAGACUGGUAAUGUCCUGGAAUCCUCUCCCGAGUUUGUAAAUACUUCUUGUCCCAAGUGCAAAGGGCCGGCUCGCCGAGACACUGACACCAUGGACACGUUUGUGGACUCAAGUUGGUAUUUCGCCAGGUUUACUGACCCUCACAACACCCUCCAGCUCUUUUCACCCGAGGCCAGCAAAAUGUUGCCCGUGGAUACCUAUAUCGGAGGCAUAGAGCAUGCGAUUCUUCAUCUGUUGUACGCAAGAUUCGUUUACAAGUUCUUGGCGUCAACGUCAUUGAUGCCAGAGUAUACCGACGAUACGGCAGCCUCAGCAGAGCCAUUUCAGCGACUAAUCACACAGGGCAUGGUACAUGGCAGAACAUUUAUUAACCCCGAAAAUGGCGCCUUCCUAAAGCCUGACGAAGUAGACUUGUCGGACCCGUCAGCACCCAAAAUCAUCGCCACUGGUGCCCCUGCGAAGGUGGCAUUCGAGAAAAUGUCCAAAUCAAAGCACAAUGGUGUCGAUCCCACCGAAUGCAUCUCCAAGUACGGAGCAGAUGCGACACGAGCCCACAUCAUCUUCCAAGCGCCCGUGGGAGAUGUUUUGAACUGGGAUGAAGCCAAGAUCUCCGGGGUCACUCGCUGGCUACAACGCUUGCACGACCAGGUGGCGGCCGUCGCGACUGCUGAUGGAUCCAGUUCCGCCAAGGACAUGCUGGAGAAGAAGUUCAGCAGCGUUAACUCCAUGAGCUCCGAGGAACUAAUGCAAUGGGACGCAGACACAAGAUUGUGGCGAGAGGUGCAGCGCACCAUUGCCUCUGUCACCCGGUCAUACGACGAGAUCUACUCUCUCAACACCGUUGUGUCUGACUUGAUGCGCCUCACCAACACACUGGUAGGCUCACAGGCCAACGAGCUCAUCAAGAGGCAUGCAUGCAGCGUUCUUGCUCGGCUGGUGGCGCCUAUCACGCCGGCGUUUGCUGAUGAAUGCUGGAGCGUGUUGCAUCCUUCCAAGGAGCUCGUCUUGCACAGCGCCACCUUUCCCUCGCAGGACGGCACCUUGGACUCGGCCAUGCUUCAACCUCGACAGCAAUCUUGCGCGGUGCAGAUUAAUGGAAAGAUGCGAGGUGUUGUCGACAUACCGACGCCUUCGGCUGAUCUGCGAGGGGACGCACUGAAAGACUGGGUGGUGCAGGAGAUAGUCAAAACCAAGCAAGGCAAGGAACGAUUUGGGCCGGGCAAAUACGAUCUGGCCAAGGCCAAGAGAGUAAUUGCCGUGGAGGGUGGAAAAGUUAUGAAUUUUGUCCUGUAG